GUCGGCACUGCACCCCACUCCCCCUCCACGUGCUUCGUUCCGACGAUAUUUGCAACCGCGCCACCACUCAAAUAUCUCCACGUGUCCCCAGAAUUCUUAACUUAAAAGGCUCUCCUCUUUUUUUUCCCUCCUCCCCCUUCUACGCGGUCUCUUAAUUAUAUUCUCGCAAUAACUGAAACAGAGUCAUCAGAGACUUUUAUCCACAAAAUUUUGGAGGUGAUUAUUGAAGAAUCACGGGAUUGGGAUAUGCAUUGAUAAUUGUUUUAGGGGCAAGAGAUGAAAAUCUCUGCUCUUCUGACAUCUGCGGGGAUAAAUAUAGGCAUUUGUGUGCUGCUGUUGUCGUUGUAUUCUGUGUUGAGAAAGCAGCCGGGCAAUGUUAGUGUUUACUUUGGGCGGAAACUUGCGCAAGAGCAAAAUCGGUCUUUGGAUUCAUUCAGUUUGGAGAGAUUUGUGCCGUCGCCUGGUUGGAUAGUGAAGGCUUGGAAAACGUCAGAUGAGGAGCUACUGGCUUCUGCUGGUUUGGAUGCAGUGGCCUUUGUUAGGAUGCUUGUUUUCAGUAUUCGUAUCUUCUCCAUAGCAGCUGUUGUUUGUGUUCUUGGAAUACUCCCGCUGAAUUAUUACGGACAGUAUAUGAAUCAUGUGGAAAUCCCGUCAGAGUCAUUAGAUGUUUUUACUAUUGCAAAUGUGGCAGAAGGAUCUCAAUGGCUUUGGGUCCACUGCCUUGCGUUAUACAUCAUAUCUUGUUCAGCUUGCAUUCUGCUUUACUAUGAGUACAGGAGAAUUGCUAGAAUGAGACUCAUUCAUAUUACUCAAUCUCCUCCCAGUCCUUGCCAUUUUACGGUUCUUGUCAGAUCUAUUCCAUGGUCAGAUGAGAGAUCACUCAGUGAUACUGUCAAGAGUUUUUUCAUGAAAUAUCAUGCAUCUGGUUAUUUAUCUCAUCAAAUGAUAUAUCGAGUUGGAAAGGUGCAGAAACUUAUGAAUAAAGCAGAAAAGGUAUAUAAGAAGAUAUGGCUGAACGCUAUUGCGAUGGAGAAAAAAUGCAGUCCUCUGAAAUACAAAUGUGGUCUCUGUGCAGGAGCAACUAAUUCACCGCAGUUAUACCAUAAUAAUCUUGGUGCCAAAAACAUGAGCCUUGAUCAAUCAGAUUCAAGUCCAAAACUAAAGGAAUGUGCUGCUGCUUUUGUCUUUUUCAAGACUCGUUAUGCUGCAGUUAUUGCUUCAGAAGUUCUUCAAUCAUCAAACCCCAUGUCUUGGGUCACUGACUUGGCUCCCGAACCCCAUGAUGUUUAUUGGUCAAAUCUUAGGAUACCAUUCAGACAACUUUGGUUUCGCCGAAUAGCCACUCUUUUUGGUAGCAUUGUUUUUUUGUUGUUGUUUUUAAUCCCAGUCACGUUCGUUCAAGGGCUUUCUCAACUGGAUCAAUUGCAUAAGACAUUCCCAUUUCUAAAGGGUAUAUUAAAGAAGAGGAGAUUUAUGAGCCAGAUAGUAACGGGCUAUCUCCCCAGUGUCAUUUUUGUGUUAUUUCUUUAUAUUGUCCCUCCAGUGAUGAUGCUAUUUUCUACUGUGGAAGGAUCUAUAUCUCGCAGUGGCAGGAAAAGAAGUGCUUGUUACAAGGUCUUGUAUUUUACUAUCUGGAAUGUGUUUUUUGCCAAUGUUUUGUCUGGAUCUGUCAUCAGCCAGAUAAACACCAUAUCAAGCCCGAAAGAAAUACCUUCACAGCUUGCCAAAGCUGUACCCAGGCAGGCUACCUUUUUCAUUACUUAUGUUCUGACCUCAGGAUGGGCAAGUUUGUCAUCGGAAAUAAUUCUACUCUUUGGCCUGGUAUGGAACUUAAUAAGGAGAUACAUAUUGGGCAGGAAGGAUGAGUCAACUUCUGUUCCAUCAUUUCCUUAUCACACUGAAGUUCCAAGGGUCCUCCUGUUUGGGCUACUUGGCUUCACCUGCGCAAUAUUGGCACCUCUAAUAUUACCUUUUUUGCUGGUAUACUUCUUGCUCGGCUAUGUUGUGUAUCGUAACCAGAUCCUUAAUGUGUACAUCCCAAAGUACGAGACGGGGGGCCAAAUGUGGCCUAUUGCACACAACACCACAAUCUUCUCUUUGUUGUUGGCACAGAUAAUAGCGCUGGGUGUUUUUGGGCUAAAGAAAUCACCAGUUGCAUCUGGAUUUGUCAUCCCUCUUCUGCUAUUUACACUCCUCUUCAAUGAGUACUGCAGGAAGCGGUUUCGUCCUAUUUUUGAUAGUUUCUCUGCACAGGAUCUUAUUGAGAUGGACAAAGCAGACGAGAAAUAUGGGAGGAUGGAGGGAAUUCACCAGCAACUGCAAUCAGCCUACUGCCAAUUCUCACCUGUCGCUGUAAGCUCAGCUGAAAACGGUUCUUCAGUUUCCCAAGAAGUUGAUGCCAAAGGUUGUUCCAAAGAAUUGAAAGAUGAAUUACACCACCCUACCCUCAGUUGUAUCCCUGCCCCGAGGUUAGAGCAAGUCGUAUCAUCAGUAAGAUUGCUUGCAACAGCGCGCAGUAAAAAGGCCUCAUCAUUAUAGUUGAGAUUUCUUAUUUAUUUGUUUGAUUGAUGUGUGUAGAGUCCCUUGUACAUAUAUAUCGAUCAUUUGUUUUGAUCAAGGCAUUUUCUUUGCCAUUAAACUUGUACUAUAUGUAUAUGAUUGGAAGUGUGAGAUAGUCAUACUAGGGUUGGACAAUUUGCAAGGAUGCUUUCAACUCGGUAUCUAAUUACCUAUCCACACAUUAUACGUAAAUAAAUGUCAUAGCCAAAGUGAUUGAGCUCUA
Molecule: messenger RNA, 2782 nt
Organism: Asparagus officinalis (garden asparagus)
Lineage: Eukaryota; Viridiplantae; Streptophyta; Magnoliopsida; Asparagales; Asparagaceae
Product: CSC1-like protein RXW8
Exons: 11
Coding region: 277-2538 (753 amino acids)
Cellular component (GO): plasma membrane
Molecular function (GO): calcium-activated cation channel activity
Source: RefSeq, a predicted model, not a curated record